AUGAACCUUCAAGAGGAGACAGAGGCCGGCGGAGACCAGCGCUGGGAGCUGAAGCGGCAGAGACAAGGAAUAGGUGGGAUCGUCUCGACGUAUAGACACAACCCAGAGUUGCACGAGAGUUUGGACCACCAGCGCACUAACAAGACCCUGGAGCGGCUCCAGCAUGACUUUGCCGCCAAGGUUCAGGUAGCUGAUGCUGCAAAGAUUGCUCUGGACAACGAGGAGCAGCGGCUCAGGCAGCUGCGGAAGCAGGCCGCUGCUGGACACAUUGAUGACCCAGCACUCCUGUCUUACCAGGAAAGUGAAGUCAAGAAGGCUUGGGACAGAUUGACGGUGGUCGAGAAAGACCGUGAUUCGGCCGAGCUUGCACUGCUGAAGGUCUCCACAGCUGGGCUGACUUCCGUCAGCAAAGCAAAGAAGGAGCACAAAUCAGGCAAAAAGAUUGCUCGCGAGAGGCAUGUAGAUCAGAUACGGCGGGCGAAGAUGGACAUUGCCAAGGACGCUUAUGAGCGGGACCAGGAGGAUGCCAUCAUUGAGGCUUAUUUGGCAGAUCAGCAGCGGCGGGAUCAAGAAGCCGAGAUCCACCAGCAGAGGGGGCGAAGAAGGUUAAAAGAGGCCCAAAGCGGCCAAAAAGCUGUCAAGCAGAUGGCAGAGGACAUCCGAGAGGCGCGGCUACAACACCAUGCAUCGCGAGUGUUGCAGCUCAAGGAGUCACGUGAUGCCAUCCUCUUGAAAAUCCGAUCGCAGAACGAACGCCGCGAGAAGAAGCAGCAGAAAGUUAAGGAGCAGCGCGAGCAGCACCGCCGCGCUCUCUUGCAAGACGGCAAGAAUCCUUACGAGGUAUGGAGGCGAGAGGAGAUGAAGGAGCGUAAAGAAGAGCAGCGUUUGCGAAUGCAGGCGCAAGCGGAGCUGCGCUCAGAAAAGCUGAUGGAGCAGCUCAUCAUCGAAGAUGGUACUUACAAACACAAGAUCCAGGAGGAGAAGAGAAAACGAGAGCAGGCAGACGAGUUUCAGCGUCAGGUUGGAAAUUAUGCAAAGGAGCAGAAGAUCACGCAGUACAUGAGAAAGAUGACCAUUGGCAACGUAGACGUGCUCGACCCUACCGGCACAGCGCUGCGGAUUGACCCGUCCAAGGUCAGCAUUCAGAAGAGCAAUGCAUUCGGCCUCGGCCGUGCCCGCACAGAAGAGAUCCAGCGCGUCGAGCAGCAGGUGCGGAGCGGCAACCGAAGGAUCGAGCAGUGGAAAGAGGCUCAGUUGCCCAAUGAGGAGGAGGAGUUAGCAGAGGCCCUGCGCCUGGAGCAGGAGCAGCAAUUGCAGCAGGAGACGUUUCUCCGCUCCGCAUCUGGGGAUGAACCGGAGAUGGAUGAGGAGGAGGAAGUGGAUGAGGACGAAGAGGAAUUCGAUGAGGAUGAGGACCUCGUCGAGCAGAAACUCUGGGUGCCGAAUUACUCGAAGCUGGAGAUGCAGUACAUGGCAGCUGCAAGGGAGCGACAGCGGAAGAACAUCUGCAGCGUGCAGACAUGGCAAGGAAAGGAGUUUAAGGGCGACGCCUUCUUGGCCAAGCCGGCUGUGAUCGCCUUUAACGAUUUCGAGGUGGGAAAGCGCUACCGGCAAGUCAUUGAGGUGACGAACGUGUCGUUGACCUUCAACCAGUUUAAGCUGCUGCCGCUGGAUGACUCUGUGAAAGAUUUCUUCGAAAUCAACUUCGUACCUCCCGGGCGGAUGUCUGCUGGUGUCACAAGGUACAUCACGCUGUGGUUCGUGCCCAAGGUCAGCCAAGACAUCGUGUCUACCUUCCCGAUCCUUGCCAAGACAGGCCGCAUCGACUUCCCCUUGCGAUGCACGACGAAGAAGACGAUCCUCACGAUCACUCCUCAGGAUCCGGAGGCCAACCCGGUCAUCGAUUUCGGCCCGGUUCUUGUCGGCGAGUCUGCGGACCGUGAGUUGGUGAUCAAGAAUACGGGGGCCUUGGCUGCCGACUUCACUGUCCUACGAAGUGAAAGUGGGGAGCAGGGCGAGCAGGGCGAGCAGCUGACUGACAUGAUGACCUGGCUUGAGAAGGGAGUCUGCAAAUCUCUGGGAAGCACGAAAAUCGGCUUCAAGUUUGUGCCCACGACGCUUGGGGAGUUCACGACAGACUUGCGGCUUCGUAUUUCCAAUGGUGCCCCCGGAGAUGCAAACUAUGAAAAGGAGUUCUGCAUUCGAGUGCGAGGUUCCUGUCUGGAUGUGCCUAUCUACGUGGAUAGCGAAGAGUACGACAUGCACACCUGCGUCUAUGGACACAUCUUCCGGGAGAGCGUGAUGAUUCGCAACCGUGGAUCCGUGGCCAUGAAGAUCCAGGUCCAAAAGCCCACGCAGAUUGAAGGUGAACUCCAGCUGAACACAGCAUUGGCCUACAUCCAGGGCUAUGCUUCACAGGCGAUCCAGGUGAAGCUGAUUCCCAAGGCAGACUUUCUAGACAGGCAUCCGGAGUACCGGGACACCCAGCGUCCGGAUGUUCCUGGUGCAUUUCGGAUUCCGAUGCGCAUUGUCGGGGCCGACCAGGUGCUUCCUGUAAAUACCUGCCUCAUCGGCACUCUCACCACCGAUGCGAUGACCUUCCUACCCGGAGAGUUGAAUUUCGGCCCUUGCUUGGUGGGCACCUCCGCCGUGCAGCGGCUGAUCAUCGUGAACGAGUCGUCCCUGAAGCGGAGAUAUGCCUUCACGCGCUUGCCAUCGCACCUCUCCGUGCAGGAAGUGCCCGAGGAUGUGCUGCAAGAAGAGGCCUGGGGUGGCCUGGAUGCGAAGCCGGGGACUAUCGCAGUUGUCGACGCCCAGAUUGAUGGCGUUCUUGGGUCAUUGCUGCCAGGUGAGAAGCGCCAGGUGUCAAUGCUCUACACUCCCGAGUCUGCGAUCGAGAUGGACUGCACGAUCCUUUGCAAGGUCAUCACAGGGGACCUCUGCGUGCGUGACUUUGUCAUCCACUGCACGGGCCAGGGCAUAUCUUCGAGCCUCGAGUUCUCGGAGACCCAGCUCGAUUUGGCGUCCAUCCCGGCAGAUGCGGCGACCAAGGACUCCGUCGUGGUCCGAAACGUCUCCAAGGUGCCGCAGACGCUGAAUGUUCUGCUCCCACCCUUCGAGCUUAGUGGUUUGAAGAUGACACCCAUCUGCUUCACUCUUCAGCCGAAGGAGUCGCAGCGACUGCAGGUGGAGUUUAAGCCCACGAAGGAGUAUAGGGACCUGCUGAAGAUGCCCGUGGAAGAGAAACCUGAAGUUCCAGAGGACGGUGCGGCAGCGGCCCCGGAUGGAGAGGAAGCACCAGCAGAGGAGCCUGGCGAGAUGGAUGCCGAGGAGUACUCGCGGCACCAGAUGGAGGACAUCCGUGAGCAUGGCGGACGGCGUUGGGAAGCUGAGGGCACGGUGCAUGGGUCUUGGCGUCUUCCGAUCUGCUUCAAGACAGCUUCGCAGGGGAUGCGUGAAAGUCGAGAUCAGUUCUGCUACUUAAGCGUCAACACCUGUGUCUUGCCAAGUGUCCUGGCCAUGCAGCCACCGAUCCUCGACUUCGGCGAUGUCACCGCCGGACAGAGAGCCCUGAGGCCCUUGGUCAUCACCAACCUCGCAGCUGAAGAGGGUGCUCAGGAACUGCAGUUGGAAGCCCUCCCAGAGAAUCAAGGCUUUACCGUCCUGAAUGCUCCCCGUGCGGUGGGAUCAAAGCCUUUCCAGUUCAUGGUGGAGUUUAAGCCCCAGCUGGUCCAGAUCUACCAGUGCUCACUGCAGAUGCGGACACAAAACACCCGCGUUCAGGUACCUCUGAGAGGCAAGGGCGUGAGUCCGGUUCUGAAGAUCGAGCCCCAGGAUGGAGUGAUCCACAUGGGCGCCGUGAUCUACAACAGGGAGGCUAAGGAUUACACCACGCAGCAGUUCCUGGUGAAGAAUGAGAGUCCCUUCGAGUUGGUCUUCAAGCUGGAGACCAUCAUCCCGGCUGAUGCGAACCACCACGGGGAUCCGCCCUUCACUGCUUCGCCUUCCUCCGGAACGGUCGAGGCAAACAGCUCCAUGCCGGUCACGAUCACCUUCCGGCCUCAUCGGCCCAACACCAUCUUCCGGGAAAAGAUCUUGGUGAAUGUGCCGAACCAGCGUGAGCCAACGUAUGUGUAUCUCUACGGCCACUGCUUCAAGUACCAGGCCUAUGGCCUCAUGGGCAUGGACUUCAAGCCGUUCGGUCGAGAAGAUGCCAAGCCAAAGGCAGCCUUUGUCGACUCCUUGGCUGUAGGAACCUGUUCGGGUUUCAGUGCUGGCGGCACUUUCGAGUACCCCCCUGCUCAGACAAAGGAGUUUUCCUUGGUCUUCGAGAGAGGGGAGAACCUCAAGAACCUGAUGAUAGGCGUCAGUCUUAACGUCAGCGAAGAUCCUUGGGCUUUCAUAUCGGUUAUCAUCUGCUUCCUCGGCGGCAGCUACCUUUUCCAGUUCAUUUUUGCGAAGCUGGAGCCAAUCCUGGCAUUCCUCGGCGAGCAGGUUCAUCUCCUCGAGUUCUUGGCCUUGCUCGCAUGGGGCGCCUGGAUCGUCAGACUUGGCUUGGAUGAUCUGGGAUACUCCUUCGCCAUCAUCGCAAUGGUCCCGUCUUGGCCUUACGCCAUCUACGAUGCCCUGAACGGUGAGGGCUGCCGGCGCAUCGCGAUGGCUGGCAUUGGGCUUCGACAUCUGCAGGAGUACCAUGGUGCAGCGUCUUCGCCGGAGAUGGAGCUCUUGGCCACAGUGAUUGGCAAGGUUCCCAUGAUGGCUGUUAUUGCCAUGGCCAGCGCAGAGGGGACAGACAUCCUCUUGUCUGGCUUUCAGGAGAACGGCCUGCUCCGGUUCGUGAUGAUGACAUAUGUCUUCCUUUCUGGUGUCUCCAUUGCCAGCGUAUCGUAUGCUUGUGUUGACGCCAUUUCGGCCAAGGACUCCCGCGAGGGCCUUGGCUUGGAGGGGGCUUUGGCUGCGCAGAUCGACAGCUGGAUUUCCCGCUUGCAUACCUAUCUCCUCCACGCCGUGGACACCUUGACUGUCGCGAACCGUCUGCAAGCAGAGCACGUGCCGUAA
Symbiodinium sp. CCMP2592 is the source of this 5058-nucleotide messenger RNA. Lineage: Eukaryota; Dinophyceae; Suessiales; Symbiodiniaceae. The record is from the annotation of a GenBank genome assembly.